Molecule: messenger RNA, 1614 nt
Organism: Microthlaspi erraticum
Lineage: Eukaryota; Viridiplantae; Streptophyta; Magnoliopsida; Brassicales; Brassicaceae
Source: the annotation of a GenBank genome assembly
AUGGAAGCAUCGAAGUACUAUCCUCUUACCGAACCUACAUGCUAUCACUCGGAUCUGACUACGCCUGAUCACAGGCUUUGUCGACGAUAUGAUUCUACACUUUCUGUUUGCUCGGCGUGCAAAGGCGGCCACUUGAAGGGAAGUUGGUACUAUUACUAUUGUGCUACUUGCAAUUUAGAAUUCCACCGAGGUUGUCACAGGUUUCCACCAGAACUUAUACACCCUUUUCAUCCUUCACAUCCUCUAACUUUUGUCUGCCUAUAUCCUGAUUUUGACAUGUCUCACCUAGACCAUGCCUGGAUAGAUAAAUCCCUCCAACCAGGAAGACCCUGGAGUGAUGGUGAGGAUUAUGCCUCUAUAUCCGACAAAAUUGGUGGAAAAUGCAAAUGUUGUUGGAGACCUCUUAUUGGCUUAUACUACCAUUGUUUCAAAUGUAACUUCAGCAUUGACAUCUAUUGUACCCUACACCCACCACAAAUGACUAUCACACAUUUAAAAAGCCAUGAACACACCCUCACCGUUUUUCACACUCGAAUCCCUUUGCCCAGUAAUGCUUGUGGAGUGUCUCUCGAUAAAUCCAAUGAUAUCGUUUACGCUUGUCUCCCUUGUAGCUACAUGGUCCACAAGAAAUGCAUCUACUUGCCUCGCGUCAUUAAGCUCACUCGUCACCCACAUCGUCUCUCUUUCACUUCUGUCCUUUCUUCUAAUGACUUCCCUUGUGGUGUGUGUCGCCAAAGUGUCAACGUCAACUACGGGCAAUAUUCUUGCAAUGAAGGAUGUCCUAAUGCUGUCCAUUCCAAAUGUGCCACAAGGGACGAUGUGUGGGAUGGUAAAGAGCUUGAAGGGGUGCCCGAAGAAUAUGCUGACAUCACUGAGCCAUUCACAAGGAUUGAUGAAGCGACAAUACAACAUUUCAGUCAUGACCAUCAUCUAAGUCUCCACUGCAACAACAACAACCGUGGAAAGCAAGAAAACAAAUUUUGCCAUGCAUGCAUCAUUCCUAUAAUGAUUUCAGAGAGCUUUUAUGUUUGUAAUCUCCUGGAAUGUGUUAAAAGCAAGUCUUUGUUGUGUCUCAAAUGCGCCACUAUACCUUCUGUGGCGUACUACAAAUAUGAUAGGCAUCCACUCACUCUUUGCUGCGGCGAAGAGGACGCAACAAAUCUCCGAUAUUGGUGCGAGAUUUGUGAAUCACAAAUUGAUGCAACAAAAUGGUUCUACACAUGCAACCACUGUCAGGUCACUCUCCAUCUUAGAUGUCUAUUGGGGGACACGGUCUACUUCAAGCCUCGCCACCGCAUCAAAAUAUCGGGCGAGGAGGACGAGUAUGAAGUAGUUCUCAAUAGUGGUAACUCUCGCCCAUUUUGCUGUAGAUGUAGUAGACGUUGCAUUGAAAGAGGUUCCAAUCCGUGCCCGAACUUUCAAGGUGUGUCAAUCCAUUCCCCAACUAUAAUAAACCAUCCGAUACGUACCCCAACUCUUUCUCGCCUGGCCAUAACCAACAUUGACCAUCACCCCGUUAGUCAACUACGCGAAUCCGUUAACGGUGCUGAGUCAUCUUGCCACGUCAGCUGCCCCGUUGGAACGGGAUAUCAAAACGAUGUCGUUUUUCUCUAA